GGCGCCAGCGACGCGGGCUCGGUGCGGAGCAGCCGCGCGUCGGGCAGGAUCCGCCACGCGCGGAGCUUCGGGGCGGGCUUCGGGGCGGCGGCCACGGGCAAGGCCGUCACGGUAGGCUCCAUCGAUCCCACCACCACCCGCGGCCACGGGCUGGGCGGCGCCACGGCCGUGAGCGAGGGGCUCCAGAAGGCCCUGAGCGACCGGCAGGAUUGCCGCGCGAAGAUCUACUCGGUGCUGCUGCGCGCGGACUUCCAGUGCCAGGAGGCGCUCGGCAUCGCUGAGAGGCAACAGAUGGAGAUGGUGAAGCUCUACCCAGAUGCCAUGCAGCUGGAGAGCUGGAUAGAGGUGAAGGAGAACCUCUCCGAGAGGGAAUGUACACAGAAUUGCCCCUCCUCGGAGGUGCAGCGGCAGCUGCGAGCGGCGAAGUUUCCCAUCCGCUUCGUCUUCGCUGCGCCCCGGAAGAGCAAGGCGCAGCUGGAGCAGGAGGCGAAAGGGGCCGCCGAGAAGGUCGACUUCCAGGACGACCGGAAGAUGGUCAUCAUGAUGAUCGGCGUCAUGAACUCGUUCAACCAGGUCUCCAUGUUCGAUUUCGAGUGGCCCCCAAUCUUCACGAAGCUGGCGGCGAUAGCGGGGCAGUUCUCGCUCAAUUUCAACUUCUUCCAGCCGGAGUGCUCCGUGGAGACCCCCUUUAUCCAGAAGUGGAUCACCUUCUUGGCCAUCCCGUACAUGAUGAUGGUUCCGCUGAUCAUAGCACUGGCGAUGGCAUCGACGGCCACGGUGAUCGGGAAGCGCGGCUUCGGCGUCGGGGUGAAGCUGUGGCUGCUGAAAAACGCGUUCGCUCGUUGCUGCUGCAUGUCCGUCAUCAUGCUUCUGCCUUUCCACCUCGACCGGAUCCUCGUGCCGUUCGCUUGCGCGCAGAGGGGAGAGGGCCUGUAUUUUGUGGACGAGAUGCCGGAGACGCCGUGCGAAUUUACGGACCCGGUUUACAGGCUGAUGUUCAGGAUCAGUGGUACCGCAUUUAGCAUAAUGAUGUUCUUUUACAGCGGUAUGAUUUGGUGCGUCUGGAAGAGCUUCCACUGGCAGUAUGGCACCAUUCGGCGCGAGCACAUCCCCUUCUACGUCGCCAUGGUGGAAGUGAGCACCUUCGGCCAGCGCGGCUACAUCGCGGAGGCGAGGAAUAAGGUAUAUGCUAACAUCUGCGCGGUGAGGACGUUCGACCCAGGCUCGAGCAGGCUGCUGGAUCGCGAGAUCCUGUGCCAGGCCGCCGACACCCUGGCGCACCGCGGGCGCUUCGCCAACAAGGAGAAGGGCGUCGCGUACGGCGCUGGCGUGGACUCGAUGGAAGGGCAAUCGCGACAAGAGACGAUCGGGGAGCGGCUCGACAUCGUGAGAAGCACCGCCCGCUUCCGGGGCCACAGGAAUCAGCACGAGGAGAAGGAAGGCAACAUCAUGACUUAUGGAUGGAUUCUCAUCAUCAACCUUUUUAUUCGGCAGCUGUUCUCCCUCACAGCCAUUAAACUUACAAAGGGUAGCCUGGUCGUAAUCGGAGCGGCGGCUCAGAUGGUAGUCUUCUUUAUAAACAUUACUUGCCUGAUCUUGUUCAAGCCCUACAAGAGUGCCAAGGUCGUGCAUGUUGAGACCAUCCUGUUAUCUGCCCUCUUCACUAUUCUCUGGGGCGCGGUGAUGAAGAUGCUGCUCACGAACAACAUCAACGCAGACAAAUACGCGACCACCAUCAACAGGAUCAACUGGUUCAUCGAGUUCGCCGCGAUGGGGCUCAUGCUCUUGAUCGCCGUAGUUCCAGGCUACCAGGUGUACCAGGUGUUCUCGAAGGCAAUGCUGAUGUUCUUGAGCCCAGACGCGACGCUCAACGAGAUCUACCGCUCGCAGUACUUCGCCAAGCAGGCCGAGAGGGCCAAGGAGGACAAGGUCCGCCUGCAGGACACCCUGAGGAUGAGCGACGGCGACCCGGCCGAGGUCCUGUCCAGGGGCAUGCCGAGUUUGUCGGAGGCGUUGCAGCGCUUCGAGAGCUCUGGCGCGAACCUCGAGCUGGACCGUGACGCGCAGAGGAAGACCAUUCGCCGGCUGGCUGCGGUGCUGCAGCGCGCGAUGCAGAACAAGAAGAUGGCCUACGAUCACGAUCACGCGGUGGACAAUUACAUGCGCUGGAAGGAGCAGCGGGGGCCGAGGGCGGCCCUGCCCGCCGAGGGCGAGCCCGCGGCCGCGGCGUCGCCCCGGAGCGGCGGCCCCUUGGCGCCCGCCGAGGGCGAGCCCGCCGCCGAGGGCGCCGCCGCGGGCGCCGACGGCGAGCCCGCGGCCUCUGCGGGCGCCGCCGCAGCCGCCGAGGGCGCCGGCGCCGCCGCGGCCGCCGAGGGCGAGCCCGCGGCCGCCGAGGGCGCCGCCGAGGGCGCCGAGGGCGUCGCCGCGGCCGCCGAGGGCGCCGCCGCGGCCGCCGAGGGCGAAGCCGAUGAAGGCGAGCCCACGGCCGCUGCCGCCGCAGCUGCGGCGCCGCGCGCGUAGGCUGAGCCCGAGGGGGCGGCAGGGCUGGCGGACUUCGGCCCGGCCUGCCGCACGCCUCAGUGGCAGCGUCGGUCGGGGGAUCAGGAGGACAGCUAGCGGGUUGAUACAGUACUUCUAUCACGUGCUGUUCCAGCAGUCCUCGUGGAAGCUCGGAAGCUGCGGCGACGGUGGCCGGAAGUACGCGCACAUUGGGAAUCAGCUCGUUGAUUUCUUGGUCCAUGCAGAUGGUAACCGCCCGCGCCGAACCGCCUUGCGCGGGGAAUCGGAGCAGAACGCAGCGACUUGAUGUGAAGGUACCCGCUCAUGCGGCGCGGCUUUGCUUUGAGUCGACUGCCAAGCGAGGGCCGAUGCUGAUUCACCCGUUCAUCUCUCCGCCUCGCCAUCCUCUCACUCCCCUC
Prorocentrum cordatum is the source of this 2918-nucleotide messenger RNA. The record is from the annotation of a GenBank genome assembly. Lineage: Eukaryota; Dinophyceae; Prorocentrales; Prorocentraceae.